UCGGCGUCUCCGUUGCCUUCCGCGGUCAUACACGUGUUGUAUUAACUGACGCCAUAGUACCCAAGGUGACACUAGUAUAGCCAAUACGUAAUAAUUGUGAUUAUUUGUGGUAAUAUUACAAUACGAUGAUGUAUUGGGUGAUAAUAGUGUACGGAGUAUUCUCUCAGCACAUGCUUUACACGCGAGCACAGACAAGAUCGGAAUUUGUUGGUGCUCUGAUCGUUGAUUAUGACAACCGAAUCCCUCCGAACUUUGAAAAGAACAAUUACACGGAGGUGGAGGUCAGUUUGUUCAUAAACAGCAUCGACUCCAUCAGCGAGAAAACGAUGGACUACACAAUGAACAUGUUCAUACAACAAGAGUGGUACGACCCCCGACUACAGUUUUUCGGCCUAAUUGAUUCCACCUAUCUAGAACUCGACUCGAAACUCAUCAACGAUGUAUGGGUCCCCGAUCUCUACUUCACCAACGAGAAGAAAGCUUCCUUUCACGAAGUCACUGUGCCUAACCGGAUGAUGCACCUUUAUGAGGACGGUCGUAUUAUCUAUAGGUUACGCGUGUCUGUGACGGCUGCUUGUCCCAUGAAGCUGCACCGCUAUCCGUUUGACUCCCAACUCUGUUACCUCUAUAUCCAAAGCUUUGCCUACACGAUGAAUCGACUGAGAUUUAAAUGGCGAGAUAGUGACCCGGUAAGGACUAAUGCCAAUCUGGAGUUGCCACAGUUCGAUCUGGACAAUUAUGAAACCUCGGACUGCACGGGGUAUGGGACGGACGAUCUGGCAGCCAACUUCACAUGCAUCCAACUAAAACUACACCUAACCCGAAGUCUGGGGUUCUACAUGAUUCAAGUAUACGUACCCACCAUUUUGAUCGUGCUGCUAUCCUGGGUGUCAUUCUGGCUCAGUAUUGACGCAGUGCCGGCUCGAAUUUCUCUGGGGAUUCUCACAGUGCUUACCAUCACCACGCAGAGGACCAACUCAGUCUCGUCGAUGCCCCCUGUGUCCUACGUUAAGGCGCUGGACGUGUGGAUGGCAAUGUGUCUGCUGUUUGUAUUUGCCGCGCUUUUAGAGUACCCGGUUGUAUACGUCAUGGAAAGGAGAGACGUCAAGUUACUUCAGACGAAAGUUGCAGUAGAAGAGGAAAAAGCAUUAAAUCCAGCAAAGACACAACAUACGAGAAAUCGUAUGGAACGAAACCGGGCCCAACGAAUUGACAACAUCUCUAAAAUCAUGUUUCCGCUUGUGUUCUCUUCGUUCCUAGCGAUCUACUGGUUUGCAUAUACUUUAUAAUGGAAGGCUUCAAAAGGUUAUUUCGGUUUAAAAAAAACUUCAUUUAAUGUGUUUUAGGGGAGCUUUUUACAGCAGAAAACGGACUGAGUGUAUGAGGUUGCGAUACCGUGACUAAAUAAUGAAAAUAAAUUUUAGAUUUCCCUCUAAGAUUAUAGUCAGAUUCAUGUCGUUAUGUUGCAUAGUUUAAAACUAUUUUCAACAAUUUGUUUCCGACAUUCUUCAAUAGCAAUGAAAGGUGUUAUCAAACUACAAAUGAUAUGUUUCUUUGAAGUUCAU
This is a messenger RNA of Mizuhopecten yessoensis (Yesso scallop), 1565 nucleotides long. RefSeq names its product glycine receptor subunit alphaZ1-like. The record is from RefSeq and is a predicted model, not a curated record. Gene Ontology annotation, cellular component: neuron projection; membrane; synapse. The transcript has 8 exons. Gene Ontology annotation, molecular function: transmembrane signaling receptor activity; extracellular ligand-gated monoatomic ion channel activity; neurotransmitter receptor activity. Lineage: Eukaryota; Metazoa; Mollusca; Bivalvia; Pectinida; Pectinidae. The coding region runs from base 126 to 1289 and encodes 387 amino acids. Gene Ontology annotation, biological process: chloride transmembrane transport; regulation of membrane potential; chemical synaptic transmission.